Molecule: messenger RNA, 1377 nt
Organism: Conger conger (European conger)
Lineage: Eukaryota; Metazoa; Chordata; Actinopteri; Anguilliformes; Congridae
Gene: gadd45ab
Product: growth arrest and DNA-damage-inducible, alpha, b
Exons: 4
Coding region: 180-659 (159 amino acids)
Biological process (GO): regulation of cell cycle
Cellular component (GO): nucleus; cytoplasm
Source: RefSeq, a predicted model, not a curated record
CAGAAGGAGCUACUGUACACUGUCGAAGUUAUAUUCGAGCACCAAGCGCGAGUUGCUCAGAUACUGUGAGAACAUAGCUACUACAGGGAUAGACAUCAUUAGUAGUCUAGAAAUAGCUACAACGCAAACGGCAGUUACUGUUCGCCAACCAGGACGUCAUUGGAUUUUAUUCGGAUUUUAUGUGCAAUAUGACAUUUGAGGAGCUAAGUGGGGAACACUCUGCAGAAAGGAUGGAUUCAGUGGCAAAAGCAUUGGAAGAAGUUCUCAGUUCUGCAUUACCACAAGGAUGUAUUACUGUUGGCGUUUACGAAGCUGCAAAGUCACUGAACAUAGAUCCGGAUAACGUGGUAUUAUGCCUGUUGGCUACCGACGAAGAGGAUGUGAAGGACGUUGCUCUCCAAAUCCAUUUUACUUUGAUUCAGGCUUUCUGCUGUGAAAAUGACAUCAACAUCCUGCGAGUGAACAACACGAGACGUCUGGCAGAGAUCCUUGGGGGAGUAAAACAGGGUGGAGAGCCGAUGGAUCUACACUGCAUUUUAGUCACGAAUCCUCAGUCAUCCGCAUGGAAAGACCCGGCUCUGAGCAAAGUCAACGGCUUCUGCAGAGACAGCCGCUGUCUGGACCAGUGGGUGCCGGUCAUUAACCUUCCGGAGCGAUGAAAGUGGAGAGCAUGGAUUUCUUCACUUUUUAACCUUCCAAGAAAUUGCACUGGAUCUGUGUAAUGCUCUGGUGGACCCCCUCAGGAGAGAAAUCCCCCUUUCAGAAAGAUAAUCGGGAAAAAUAAAUAAAGGAAGAAAGAAUGAACCGCCUUUUCAAAGUUCCAGCUGUCUUGAUGGGCGAUGGGGGUGAUGGAUUUCAGCCCAGCUGAAUGAGAUGCAUUCUUGGCCAAACCCGGUAACGAUGUGGAGUUUGGACCGCUGGAUGACCAGGUCAUGAAAAUGCAGUUGGACUGUAUUGGAAAAGAGACACUGUUCGGGCAUCAUAUCAUGCAAGGGAUUGGCAGCCAGCAUUGAGCAUAUGUUGGGCUGAAUCGAGCUCAGAUCAGCUCAGGAGUGCACAAGAAGAGAGGGCCUUAGAGAUGGUUUAAGAUUUCAGGAGAGAUUGCAGAUGCACAUGGUAGAAAGUCAAAAGUUUCUUUCUGCAACUGCAAUUACUUUCUCUUGACACUGUUGAUGUUUUUUUUUAAUCAUAAUUAUUUAAAAGGGAAGGGCUAGAAAGCAAUGAGCAAUCCAUUUGACGUUUAUGAUAUCGAAUGGUUUGUGUGUUCUGUUUGUCAUUAAGUUAUUUUUUAUUAUACUAACUUAAUUGUAUUUAUGUUGCAAUAUUUGUCUUUGACAACAAACCUGUAUAUGGAUGGAAUAAAAUGUUUGAACCAAA